Messenger RNA from Hydra vulgaris (swiftwater hydra), 1942 nucleotides. Its product is annotated as ATP-dependent RNA helicase DDX4. The record is from RefSeq and is a predicted model, not a curated record. Lineage: Eukaryota; Metazoa; Cnidaria; Hydrozoa; Anthoathecata; Hydridae. Gene Ontology annotation, molecular function: RNA helicase activity; nucleic acid binding; ATP binding.
UGUUCCGAGAAAAACUAAUUCUUGGAAAUUAAAUAGCAUUUCAGUUACGCUAAUUAAAAUCGUUAUUGAAUUUACUAACUUUCAGAUUGGAAAAAGCAAACAAGAUUUCUAAAAAAACUCAUGGAUUCAACUAUUCACAAGUUAGAAGGUUUAAGAUUGCAAAAUUUACAAAAUAAUGUUCAUUAUACUUGUUCUCCGUGCGGUAAGCAUAACUGUUUUGUGUGUUUAACUAAAUGCGAGGCUUGCAGAAACUUAAAUUGUUCAUGCAGAACAAUAGAGUAUGGAAAUGAAAUUUCGAGAGUGAAACCAAAGCCUAGUAUCUACAAUAAUUCACUUAUUAAAGUUGGGGGAGUUGGAGAUUUUUGCGAAAUAAAGUCUUUUAGAGAUGCUAACUUACCAGAAGUACUAAUUGAAAACCUUAGAAAGCUUUUAUACAAGGUUCCUACACCUGUUCAGUCGAUAGCAAUACCAAUAUUACUAGAAGGCAAAGAUUUAGUAGCUCGUGCAGAAACUGGAUCAGGAAAAACGGCUGCAUUUUUAAUACCAAUUGUUUCAACCUUAAUUAAAAGAAAAACAGUGAAUUCAAUGAAUCCAUUUGCUGUAAUUUUAACUCCCACACGAGAAUUGGCUUUACAAAUUGAGAGAGAAGCUUUGUUGUUGACAGAAAAUACCUUUAUAAAGCCAGUAUGUACCUAUGGUGGAAUAACUAUUGGUCAUCAGAAGAAAAAAAUUGCAAAAGGCUGUGAUAUACUUAUUGGAACCCUUGGAAGAAUCCUUCAUCUUGCUAAACAAUCAAUGCUCUCCUUAAAAGAACUCAAAAUACUUAUUAUUGAUGAGGGAGAUCAUAUGCUAGAUAAAAAUUUUGUUAAAGAUAUUGGAAAAUUAGUGCAUGACUUUGAUAUGCCUGAAAAAUCUCUACGACAGACUGCUUUAUUUUGUGCAACAAUACCGACUACUCAAAUAAUCCAUGAUGACAAAGGAGUUAAAAAAAAAUUAGCAUUUUUUACUGAUACUGUUUGCAUGUUUUUAAAUGAUACAUACUGUCAUGUAGAUGUUGGUAACAAUUUGGUUACACCAAAAUCCAUAAUUCAACAAUUUUUGUUUGUAGAUAAACUGGAAUUAAAAUUUCAAUUAUUAGAAAAAAAAAUCGCUGAAGAACUAUCAAAUGAAAAUAAAACUAUUGUUUUCAUUGAAACCAUUAAAGAAACAAUAAAAGUAGCUCAACAGCUGUGCAUUAAAGAUUACCCUGUAACAGUUAUUCAUGGUCGGCGUACUCAAAAUGAUCGGAAACAAGCUAUGUAUGAAUUCAAUGAAGGUUUAAAACCUCUUUUGAUAUGUACCAAUGUUAGUGCACGUGGUCUUGAUAUUUUUGAAGUUAAAACAGUAAUAAAUUAUAAUUUACCGAAUCUUACUCAUGAUGAUAUUAGAACAUACGUAUAUCGAAUAGGGCGUGCAGGUCGUAUUGGGAAUCCAGGCAAAUCAAUCUCAUUGUUUUUGAAAGGAAGGGAUGAAGUCCUAGCUAAACCAUUGGUUGUUUUAUUAGGAGGGUCUCAACAAGAGGUACCAACAUGGCUAGAGGAGCUUUGCUUAGUUCGUGAAAUGGCAAAAUUGGGUAACUAUUCUCAAGCAAUUUAUGAAACAAAAAGGGUUGCAAUGCUUACAGAGAAAAAUUCUAGUGAUGAUACUAGGAGGUUUGAAGACAAAGGAAAAGUAAAGGAUAUUUCUUAUCGUUUUUCUAAGUUGACUCCUAUAUAAAACAUAAUUUAUGAAGUUUUAUGUUGUGAAGUCUGCAUGUUUAUUAACAAAAUUACGAUAGGUUCUCUUCACUUUUUUUCUUCUUUUUUUCUUUUUUGCAAAAUUUUGUUUGUAAACAAACUUGAAAUCUAUUGAAAUUUUUUGUAAAUAAACUUGCAUCUAUUGAAAUUUUUUGUAAAUAAACUUG